AGCAGCAGCUGAGCCCCACGGCUACAUGUCCUGCAAGACACAGGCCCCCCAGCAAGGAUUGAUCUGGCUCAGGAUGGCAUUGGUGCUGAGGUGGAGAGUCUCUGCUCUAAAGCCCUCACUAAGAAUACAGAAGAGGGGCCAAGCUAUUGAGUUCAUAACUGGGGUGAAAUGGAAACAAGAAACACUCAAUUAAGAUAAAAAGCAGAAGUAGAAAAAGAGGGGAAUAGAGAAAUCUUAGGACAAGUAGAAAACAACCUAGAAAACAACAUGUUUCUAAAUAACCCCUGUGAGAACCAAUCCUGAACCCUAAAAAAAAGUGUUAAAUUGAGGUGAGUAAAUUAAUACACACAAAUAAAUAUACAAUAGAUAAAAAUCCAUGCGAUGCAGGGACAGCAGCAGUGACAGGGAAAUGUGUAACGUAAAUGCUCCCAUUGGAGAAGAGGAAGUCUCCAAUUGCAAUUCCAGCUCCACCUCAAGAAACAGGAAAGGGAAGGAGAAAACCAAGGCCAGCACAAGGAAGGAAAUAACAGAGCGCAGAAGCCAGUGAAACUGAAAACACAGACAGAACAGAGAAAAUCGCACAAACAAAAGCUGGGUCUUUGAAAACAAUGAUUAUGUCAGCAAACUCUUUAAAAGAUGACAAAGGAAAAGAGAGACGACACUGAUUACCAGGAUGGGACGGGAAGCAGGGCUGUUACUGCAGAGCCUGCGGGCACCGGGGCUCCCAGGGAUCCUGUGCAGCGUUACUCACACUUGACAUUCUGGGUGAAAUGGGCCAAUUGCUUGAAAAAGCACAACGCACACCUCAGUAAGAAGAGAAACCUCACCUCUCUUCAGGGUGUUUCAGUGCAAGGAACUGCUCAGGUGCUGGUCCCACCCACAGCGGAGGCCUUGAGGGGGAUGCAGUCAGGAAGUUGGGCGAGAGCCACACUGAGCCAGUGCAACCAGGACACAGGCCUCAGAAGUGUUUGUCUUCCGGGGCUGGGUCAGAGGGAAAACGAAACUCUUGAUCAGAGAAGGCUGGGCCCGAGGCAGCAGCACACAGACACAGCUGCACAGGAGGAUGGCUCCGGUGAAACUGCAGGAGCUGCGUCGGCCAGCCUCAGGUCUGUCCUGACCGACAAGGCCAUAGUGAAGAAGGAGCUGCUUUAUUUUGUUGCCGGGAAAGACAAGUACCGUGUCAAUAACAAGCAUGACCAGAAGUACUCCCCGCUGCCUCCCAACGAAAUCGUGCGUCGGGCGGAGGAGAAGGUGGGGCGGGAGAUACUCUACAAUGUGACCAGGGACAACUGUGAGCACUUCGUGAAUGAGCUGCGUUACGGAGUCUCCCGCAGCGACCAGGUCACCGAAGCGGUCGUGGCGGGCAGCAUGAUGGCUGGCGGCAUGAUGGCUGGCAGCAUGAUGGCACUCCGCAUGGCAGCCCGCUUUUUACCUGGUUUGUCAGUAGGCCUCGGCCUGGGCCUGGCCGUCUCGGCCCUCAUUGGGUCCCUGAAGGACACAGGCGAGCAAGCAGGAAGUACAGAAAGGCCAAGGAAUCAUACCAGCAGCAGCCGAAAGAGAGAAUGAAAUAGAAGAGGGGAAGAAAAGAUACAAAGGGGCAGGAAAUAUACAAAGACAUCAGUGGCUGCAUCCUACACGUUUCCUACUGGGGAUCCAGCCUCCGGGAAUUGAACCAGGGACCCCUUGGUUCGUGGAUCAACAAUCAACCACUGAGCCACCCAGCCAGGCCAUUUAGGCUGCUUUUCAUGGAGCUAUAAAAGCACAGAAAGAUUUCAUUGGGAUAUACGGCCUGGUGUGAAUGCUAUUAAAGACACAGUUGGGCUAUGU
This is a messenger RNA of Myotis daubentonii (Daubenton's bat), 1827 nucleotides long. Its product is annotated as phospholipase A and acyltransferase 3-like. Gene Ontology annotation, cellular component: cytoplasm. Gene Ontology annotation, molecular function: glycerophospholipid phospholipase A1 activity; A2-type glycerophospholipase activity. The transcript has 4 exons. The coding region runs from base 637 to 1566 and encodes 309 amino acids. NCBI's taxonomy places the organism in Eukaryota, Metazoa, Chordata, Mammalia, Chiroptera, Vespertilionidae. Gene Ontology annotation, biological process: N-acylphosphatidylethanolamine metabolic process. The record is from RefSeq and is a predicted model, not a curated record.